AUGGCGCAAGAAGACUGCCUUCCUGACAAGGUCAACGGCGAACAGCUUCCUGCCUGUCCCGUACAGCAGCCUACGAAGUACCCCGAUGAUCUUACAUCCAAGGAGAUGACCGCCUAUCUCCUUGCCAAUACCACGUUCCACAAGCUGGUUGAUCUUAGAACCCAGGAUGUUGUCCCCCUCUGCUGGGUGAGGCUUAAUCCCAAGAUCUCCAAGAAGGGCCGCCAAAUUCCCCCUGACAUCGCCACCACGGUCUACGGCACCGUACAGCCCGCUACCACGUCUUACUCUCGCUACAAGGCGGGUAAAGGAAUAUUUGCGGAUUACAUUACCUUUACGGGCCAUAGCUGCAACUCUUGCCAGUAUAUCAGCACCGCAUAUGAGUGUUCCCUACGUACCGGCACCGUCACCACUUCCCGUCCUACGCCUACCAAGUACCGCGGGCAGAUCUUCUGGAAGAAGUCUGUCACGCAGAGGAAGGCCUGGAAGCCUUCAGAGUCAGUGAUUAGCCCCUUGAAGUAG
Messenger RNA from Colletotrichum phormii, 519 nucleotides. RefSeq lists its product as uncharacterized. Bases 1 to 519 code for a protein of 172 amino acids. The transcript has 6 exons. Lineage: Eukaryota; Fungi; Ascomycota; Sordariomycetes; Glomerellales; Glomerellaceae. The record is from RefSeq and is a predicted model, not a curated record.